Molecule: messenger RNA, 858 nt
Organism: Cyclopterus lumpus (lumpfish)
Lineage: Eukaryota; Metazoa; Chordata; Actinopteri; Perciformes; Cyclopteridae
Product: leucine-rich repeat-containing protein 3-like
Exons: 1
Coding region: 1-858 (285 amino acids)
Molecular function (GO): protein binding
Source: RefSeq, a predicted model, not a curated record
AUGUGUACAGGCUGGUGUGAGGAGAGAUGUACCAGCGUCAGUGGAAGAAGACGGAGAGGUAAAGGACUGGAUCUUCAUUCAUGGCUGCGCGUCUCGCUCUUAUUCUCAGCCCUGUGGGGCCAAGUGUCCCCCCAAUGCCCGGACAGCUGCCACUGCGCCUGGGACACGGCCACGGUGCUGUGUUCAGACGCAGGGCUGCGGGAGAUCCCAGAGGGGAUCCCACCGGAAACUGUCUCCCUCCACCUGGAACGCAACUACAUCCGACACAUCCCCGAGAGUGCCUUCAGCGACCUGGUCCACCUGCGGGAUCUGUACCUGUCCCACAACCGAAUUGACUCGCUCACCUCGGGGGCCCUGCGGCAUCUGGGCCCUGAGCUACGCCUGCUGGACCUCUCGCACAACCAGCUGAGGCAGGCCAGCAGGGUGGAGUUUGGCUCUACUCGUGCAAAGACGCGCCUCUACCACAACCCGUGGCACUGUGACUGCGCCCUUCAGGAGUUGAUGGAGACUCUGAACCUGGAGCCGGAGACAGUAAAUGGGAUUGUGUGUGAGAGCUCUGUGAGGGGGGUGGGCGAGGGUAGCAGGUGGGAGGACCCGGGGUCGCAGGGCGAGAACGCUGGUCAACCGAUGGUCAAACUGUUGGAUUCUGGGGUGAAUUUCUGCAGCUUGCAGAGGAAGACCACAGAUGUAGCAAUGCUGGUGACAAUGUUUGUAUGGUUCUUCAUGGUCAUAGUGUAUGUAGUGUACUAUGUGAGGCAGAACCAAGCCGAGGCCCGCAGGCAUUUGGAAUACCUGAAGAGUUUGCCCAGCCCCCGCAAGACCCCCACAGAGACAGAUACUCUGAGCACUGGUUUCUGA